Messenger RNA from Zea mays, 2845 nucleotides. RefSeq lists its product as uncharacterized. The record is from RefSeq and is a predicted model, not a curated record. The transcript is spliced from 3 exons. The coding region runs from base 164 to 1249 and encodes 361 amino acids. NCBI's taxonomy places the organism in Eukaryota, Viridiplantae, Streptophyta, Magnoliopsida, Poales, Poaceae.
GGCAUCUGGGGCAUUGCAUCUGCAUCCGGCCGGCCAUCCCACUGUUUUAUAGGUAGCUCCUCCGAAAGCGAAGUCCAUCGCCCCCCGCUCCUCCAUUCGCGCAAAGACGCCAAGCCCACCCAGCGAAAUCUCUCCCCAAACUACCCCUCGCCAGCGCCCGGCGAUGUGCCCAACGAAGCCCGAUCGCCCUGGCCAGGCCGCCGCCGGCUCCGGCGAGAAGAGCUGGCGGGAGGAGGCCGUGGCCGCCUGCUCGCUGCGGCUGGUCGACCUGGACCGUGGCACCAACGGCUGGGCCUCGCCGCCGGGGGACCUCUUCCACCUGCGCGCGCGCGGCUACUUCUCCAGCGGCGGCGGGAAGCGCGGCAAGGCGCCGUCCGCCGCGGACUGGCUGCUCCGCCCCGCCGGCGUCGACUGGCUACGCUCCCACGCGCGCCUCGACCACGUGCUCGCCCGCGACGACAACCGCGUCGCCGCCGCCUUCCGCCGCGCGCGCCUCAGGAAGGACCCCAGCGCGCACUUCCUCCUCGCCGUCAAUCUCCAGGUGCCGGGCCGGCCGGACGCGUACAGCGCCGUGUUCUACUUCGCGGCGGAGGCACCCAUCCCGCCGGACUCGCUGCUCGGCCGCUUCAUCCACGGCGACGACGCGUACCGCAACGCGCGUUUCAAGAUAGCCAACCGCAUCGUCAAGGGUCCCUGGAUCGUCCGCGCCACCGUCGGCAACUACGCGGCCUGCCUGCUCGGCCGCGCGCUCACGUGCCGCUACCACAAGGGCGACGACUACCUCGAGAUCGACGUCGACAUCGGCAGCUCAGCGAUCGCCAGCGCCAUCCUGCAUCUCGCGCUCGGCGCCGUCACGUCGGUGACCAUCGACAUGGGGUUCCUCGUCGAGUCCCAGUCCGAGGAGGAGCUGCCCGAGAGGCUAUUCGGCGCCGUGCGCAUCGCGCAGAUGGAGAUGAGCGCGGCCAAGUACGUGGAGCUGCCCCCUGAUGAGGCCAUGCCUGAGACGGCCGGCAGGGCCGGGGCCGGGUUCAGGGUAAGCUCGGCGAAGGUGGUCAAUCAUAGCCGCCAACAAGACCACGCCGGCGGCAAGGUCGGCAGGUCGAUGAGUUGCCCGGAGCGAGAGAGCGGAGAUGCGAUGUUGAAUUGGAAUCACAUAAAAGACGCAAUAAUUCUGUUCAAGCAUAUGCCAGCUCGUGGUGACAAGUUCUUGUUUAUUUAUGUAGCACAUGGUGACAUGCUCAUCUUUUAGUUAGGUGUGUCACUAACUGAUGUCCCAGGGUGGACUGGAUUGUUAAGUGGAGCAGUUGAGUCUUACACCAAGGCAUGGGAAAUAAUGGCAAUGGUUCAUGGCCGUUUCCAGUCUCCCACAGCUCCACGCAUCAUUGGUACCUUGAGAUUUGAGAGUUGUUUAGUGAACAGGCUUGGUACGCGAGCAAUUGUUUUUAUUUGAUUAUUUCGUCUGGUACUGGGAUGACAAGAAUCAUCGCUGCUGUCAUUGCUUAUGUGAGUGUGCUCUAGGGAUCUGAUGCUGUGAGCUAAUUAGUGCGCCCACUGGCAAAAAGAAAGGCCAGACAGAGCAUUGUCUUGAUGUGACUUUUUUUUAAUGAGAUUGGGAAAUCGGGUGACAAUGCCAAUAUCUGUCACUGUCAGGAUAAUCUCAUGUUUCUUCUUGGUGGUAGGAUAGGGAACUGUGUCCACUUUGUUCCAUUAGCUUCAGGAUAUGCAAGUUCGGGUUCUCUUCACCUGCACAUAACAUACACUGUAGUAGGUGAAAUUGUGCAAUGUAGGUAGAUGUCUCUUCAGUGGGAUAGAAAGAGAAGAAAGCAAUGGUAAAACAGUGAAGUUUAGGCAAGAUUUGCCAGGGUAGAUGGGAGCAAUUGGGAAGGUGUGCAUUUGCCGUUUUGCUGUCCCUCCAUUAUGCUUGCAAUAAUGUCCGUUAAAUCUUACGUACCUGUUUAUUCUGUACCACUGGUACCUACGUGGUAUUUGUGGUCCAUGAUCUGUGGCCGGAGAAAGCAUAUUGCUUCACUUGUUGAGGACGGGUGGGUUGGUGCUGUGUUUAGAACUUUUCUUGGGCACUAGAUUUCCUUUCAUUGUUCCUUUGCUUGCAUGUGUAGCUGUUUAGUUGCUUGAGGGAGACAUGGGCAUGUGCCCCCCCCCCCCCCCCCCCCCCCCCCCCAAAUACAUGACUGAUGGCAACACUCAUUUAGGACCUGCAUGUACUCUAGGUGGGCUGCUAAUCAGCCUUUGGCCCUGUCUUGAUAGUCUCAUGCAGCUUACAAUUGGGUUAGGCAAUAUUCUAGAGAAGCUGACAGUUUGCCGAUGGUUGAACUAUCAUAACCGCUUCUUGGUGAACAACCGAAGGUUGAUUCUUCGGGCAAGAGAGCAUGGUUUCUGGUAGUGCCCGGGUGGGCGAGGACAUCUGAAAACAGUCAUAUGUAAAGCAGUUCAGUGGUAUUGGUGUUUUUAUAUCAUCAUGGUAAAGCAAGAUUGGUCUUUUUCUUUCCUUCAGGAAAAUAGGCGCAAAGUAUGCGGGUGCACUGCAGAAAGAAACCAUCCAUCGAUGGCAGAGCGAUGGCGAGAACCGGAAGACGAAGGCCGGGUAACCCCCAACACAUAAAAUGCUGAAGCUGGCGCCAUGACCACGACCUCGACCACGAAUGGCGCCCCCUCCCCUUCUUUCAUAAAUUUCUGACUUCAUUUGGUUGUGAUGAUGAGAGCUUAAAAACCUGAUGGAUGCGAAAUCAAUUCAUAGCAGCAGAUUAAUCUAUCUAUCUAUCUAUGGCCGAGUUCCAUGACAUAAUUAUGAUGAUGCCCGGCUUGUCUUCAGCCGCAGCCAGCCAAA